AUGCUUGGAAGAUACAUGCCUUUUCAGAAACGGCUUCCUUUACAGAAGCGAGUACCCCGUGUGGAAUGCGAAACGCCGACGUUAAACUCGCUCGCCUCCGAUCUCUGUCAUCUCACCGAACCGAACGCAGCCACCGUACUCGACUCGUUGGCACGACGAUAUCAGCAAAAUGUCAUUCAUGUGGGUGAUUCUAUCAUUCAUCGUCUUAUCAUUUUCUGUCAGAACUAUUUCUGA
This is a messenger RNA of Haemonchus placei, 234 nucleotides long. The record is from the annotation of a GenBank genome assembly. NCBI's taxonomy places the organism in Eukaryota, Metazoa, Nematoda, Chromadorea, Rhabditida, Trichostrongylidae.